Molecule: messenger RNA, 1804 nt
Organism: Laetiporus sulphureus 93-53
Lineage: Eukaryota; Fungi; Basidiomycota; Agaricomycetes; Polyporales; Laetiporaceae
Product: Metallo-dependent hydrolase
Exons: 6
Coding region: 46-1431 (461 amino acids)
Biological process (GO): guanine metabolic process
Cellular component (GO): cytosol
Molecular function (GO): zinc ion binding; guanine deaminase activity
Source: RefSeq, a predicted model, not a curated record
CUCCGAACGCCCAUCUUGAUUAUCUAGCCAACGAACCCACGGCAGAUGUUGAUCAGAGGAGACCUUGUUCACUGUUCAAAUCUCGGACAAAUCGAUAUUUUGCAAGAUUAUCUCUUAGAUGUCAAUGACGAGGGAAUCCUGGCCCACGUUGCGCCAGCAUGCGCUGCAGAGUCUCAAAACUUGAUUCAUAAUGCGAGGGAACCUCUCAUACUCAUACCGCGGGGAGGCUUUCUCCUCCCGACGUUCUGCGACCUCCAUCUGCAUGCACCUCAAUUUCUUUACCAAGGGACAGGACUGCACCUCCCCUUGAUGAAAUGGCUAGAUGAAUACGCGUUCAAAGCUGAAGAGAGCUUAGAUGCAGACCCUGUUCUAGCGGAGAAGGUAUAUGCACGGCUCGCAGCCCGACUUAUCGAAUAUGGAACCGGCGCCGUAUUGCUCUUCGGUACGAUCAAUUCAGAAACAAAUCUGAUACUAGCGAAGGUCAUGCAAAAGGCCGGUAUCCGAGCAUAUGUAGGCAAGCUAUCCAUGGAUAUUUCCUCUCGAACAUCGUACGUCGAGCACACAGCAGAAGCAGCUUUAUCUGCAGCACUUCACUUUUCACACCAGUGCCGUGCAUUGUUCGCGGAGCUUCCGCGCCAUGCACGGCUGGUCGAGCCGGUCCUGACUCCACGCUUCGUGCCUACUUGCUCGGACGAGCUGUUGAAAGGGCUAGGCGAUAUGUCUGCGCAGGACGAUCUUCGCGUUCAGAGCCAUAUGGCCGAGGCACACGACCAAAUGGAAUGGGUCAAGCGCGAGCGUGGCAUGGACGACAUGGCAGUCUUCGCGAGAAAUGGCCUCCUCACGCCACGCACGAUCCAAGCACACUGCACCUUUCUCUCUCCGCCGUCGCUCUCUCAAUUGUCGCAGUAUGGCACCGCAGUCGCCCACUGUCCUCUGUCGAACGCGUACUUCUCCGCGAAGCCGUUUCCGCUUCGCGAGGCGCUGCAAGCUGGCGUGAAAGUCGGCUUGGGCACGGACAUCGCAGGCGGUUAUGAUAUCAACAUUAUGAGCUGCAUGCGGCAGGCGGUCGCGGUCUCCCGUAUAAGGGAAGGUUCGCGAAUUAUGCGGGCUGCCGACGACACGACGUGGGAGCCACAAACUGACCUUUCAGUGGACUGGAAGGAGGCGCUGUAUCUCGCAACCCGUGGAGGCGCCAUUGCGCUAGGGCUGCCAGACGGGUGCGGCCUAUUUGUGGUUGGCGUGCCGUUUGAUGCACAGCACAUUCGACUCUUCGACGCGUACACGGGAGAGGGUGUCGGUCCGCUGGAUUUUUUCGAUGACAAUCCUUUGAGCAAGAGAGAAUUGACGACGGACAUGAUUGAGAAAUGGUGGUGCAUAGGCGAUGGACGGAAUCGCUGUGCAAUGUGGGUACAGGGCAAGAGACUGGUUUGAAGGUAUGUCGGAUUCCCAGAAUGUGAAUCGCCCUUGCGUGGCGAGUUUAUGGAUUUCGUGAAAACAUCCGUUCGAAAUGGAAUUGACGUAAUCAUGUAAACGGGCUGAGUGGAGCGGGGACGAGUGUAGAACAAAGUCUCGAAUGAUAAAACAAUCGAGUGCGUUACAUAAGUAUAAAAGAAAAUGCUACACCAAACAAUCGCCGGCAUAAGAGCACUGAACAGCUAUGGCUGCGACCCUAAAUCGCUGGCCUUCAACUCCUCCCAAUUUGGAAGACCGACGAUGCUCGGGAGCUCGUCCCAAAUCUGCUGCCGCUUUGCGAACACGUGUUCACGAAAUGCACGGUGACAAGGAUGGCAAGCGGUUGGGUCUU